AUGAAUUUUUGUACAAUUACAAAAAAUUUUUCAACAAUUCUAAGAGGUAUCUUAUGUUAUUUAGAUCAUCCAGGAUUUUCUAAAAAAUAUAAGACACCUAUUAGUAAUACUAAAUGGACAUAUAAAUAUUGUGAUGAUUAUAAUUUUGAAGAUAAAACAAAUGGAAUUGCAAAAAAUUAUACAGAAGGAAGUAUUGGUAAGCUAAUGAAAACAUAUACAAAUAUUGUUUUUGUUCGAGAACCUAUUGAAAGAUUUAUAUCAGGAUUUGUUGAUAAAUGUUUAAUUGCAAAAGAUUUUAUUAAAAUUGAUCCAACUUAUUGUUAUGGUUGUAAGACAAAUUUAAAAUGUUUUGUUAAUAGAUUUUAUAAUCGUAUUAAACAACAAAUUUUAUUUCCAAAAAAAAAACAUAUUGAUACCUUUGAUGAUACUCAUUUUUAUCCACAAACUUGGCAUUGUCAAUUAAAAUUAUACCGUCAAUAUUAUACAAUUAUUAAGUAUGGGACAUCAGAUAAACAACUUAAAUUAUUUUAUAAAGAUUUUUUUGGGCUUCUUGAAUCAAAAAAUAUACCUAGUAAACAAAUAAAUUUUAUUAAAGAAGGUACAAUCAACAGACAUACACCACAUUCUACAUCAAAUAAAAGAAUUACCUCAAAAAUUACUAAAUUUGACUAUCCGAUACCUGAUUUACCAGAAUCUUCAUUUUAA
Strongyloides ratti is the source of this 705-nucleotide messenger RNA. Its product is annotated as Sulfotransferase family-containing protein. NCBI's taxonomy places the organism in Eukaryota, Metazoa, Nematoda, Chromadorea, Rhabditida, Strongyloididae. The record is from RefSeq and is a predicted model, not a curated record. Bases 1 to 705 code for a protein of 234 amino acids. Gene Ontology annotation, cellular component: membrane. Gene Ontology annotation, molecular function: chondroitin 4-sulfotransferase activity. The transcript has 3 exons. Gene Ontology annotation, biological process: positive regulation of response to oxidative stress.